CAGUAUAAGCCCCUUUUAUGAAACGUUGUGCGUCCAAUGCAUGCAUCUUCACCGUUGAAAUCCAUAAAGCAGAUCAUUCAUGAGCAAAGCGGAAGGAGAAGAGCCUCCCCAUAGUGUCGACAAAUAAGUAUAUUCCACACCUCCCUAGAAAACAUCCUCAUCUCACCUCUCACUUGACACGACACCAACGAGAAAAGGCCGUACACGGGGCUCGUCAACUCACACACACACGGAGCAAAACAUCCAUCAUCGAUGUCGAUGUCUGUCCAUGAUCAUCCAGCAGGCAGGCCUUCGCGCCUUCCCACGCAACACACACAUAGAUACUUACCUACACACAACACUCACUCGCCCACGAUCAGUCACGCCUUCACGCCUUCUGACCAUUUUCCUUGCUUUUUCCCGGGCUCUCUCCCUCUCCCUGUCCACCGGUCUUAUCGUUCUCAUCAGCCGGCUCCACUGGGUCGCUCUCCUGCUGGGCUGCCUCAGCCUCAGCCUCAGCAGCAGCAGCAGCAGCAGGGUCGUCAAUCGUCACAGUUGUGCAGUCGAGGGAGUCGGGUGAGAGGGAGAGGCGAUAUAGCUUGUCGAGUAUGGCCACUCCCAGCGUCCCGGGGCCCUCGGCCACGUGCCGCGCCUCCCGUGCUGCCUGCUUGACGGCGGCGAGGGCCGUCACGGUGGCCAGGAAGGGGUCGCCUUUGCUCGACGUCAGAGCAGCUGCGCAGACGGCACCCACUGCGCACCCUGGAGUGCACACACAGACGCACAGACGCACAGACACACAGGCAGACAGAAACAUGGGUGAAGACGACACAAUCGCUGGCUGUCUUUGUGUUGAUGGUCCAUCUAGGUAGGCACCUGAUCCAGUGAUCUUGGUGAGCAUCUUGACGUCUUGGCUGACCCUGCCGACCCUCUGGCUGACACUCGGCUUGUCAGCCACAACGUCGACCCCUCCCGUGAUGGCCACCACACAGUCAUACUUGUCAGCCACGACCCUUGCGGCCUCGACGCUCUCCUCCGCCCCCUUCGGCGAGCUGUCGACGCCCUUGCCGCCUCCCGCCCUGCCGGCCAGUGUCAUGAUCUCGCUGGCGUUGCCUUUGAUGAGAUCGGGGCGGCCCUGCUCAAUGAGGUACUGGAUCUGGUCGGUCCGGUACUCGGUCGCCCCCACCGCCACAGGGUCUACGAUGAAGAAGGGCUGCGGCACGUCUGCUGACCGGCGGUAGUCUAUGACGGCGUCGAUGGCCUGGAUCUGGGACAUGUGCAGGCCCGUGUUGAAGUACAGGGCCUGCGCAAGACGCGCGAACUGCGGGAUCUGCACACGCAAGGAGGAGCACAGCCACAGGGGAUGGAAUGGAUACCGAUGGAUGGAACGGAUGUGAUGCAUCCAUGCCCUCGCCCACCCAUUUUCCACCCAUCCACGUGUGUGUCUGACCUCAUAAGGGUUCUCGACCAUUGCGGGCGAUGCGCCGCACGCGAGGAGGAAGUCAGCCACCCGCUGCACCGAUACCCUGUUGGUGAUGCAUUGGACGAGAGGAUUGGACUCCCGGAGGGCACGCCAAUAAACAGAGAGGGGAUGAGGCAUCGAUGCAUCAUACGCU
This is a messenger RNA of Vitrella brassicaformis, 1592 nucleotides long. NCBI's taxonomy places the organism in Eukaryota, Vitrellaceae. The record is from the annotation of a GenBank genome assembly.